Molecule: messenger RNA, 714 nt
Organism: Phycomyces blakesleeanus NRRL 1555(-)
Lineage: Eukaryota; Fungi; Mucoromycota; Mucoromycetes; Mucorales; Phycomycetaceae
Exons: 3
Biological process (GO): protein transport
Cellular component (GO): recycling endosome membrane; trans-Golgi network membrane
Source: RefSeq, a predicted model, not a curated record
GAUCCUUAUGCCGUCCAGCAAAGUUCCAAGCUGUCUCCCAACCCAGCAUCGAACAAUGAAACGACUACCAGAGAAGAAGCUCUGCGCAAAAAGGAGGCCGAGUUAGCUGAACGAGAAAGAGAGCUGGAUGAGAGACAGCGCCAAGCUGUUCGUCCAGGUGCCAACAACUUCCCGCCUUGUUUUCCUAUAAUGUACCUCAAUAUUCCAGUUGAGAUUCCUAUCCAGCAUCAGCCAGUGGUCUGGUGGCUGUAUCGCGAAUGGCUCUUAUUCGAAAUCACCUUGGUUCUCAACUUUAUUGCCUGCUUGUGUGUUCUCGUCUCACAUCCAGAGUCUAUCACAAGCGCCCCAACCAGCAUGGGGGUAGCUGUUACUGAGCUAUUCACACACACUGCUGCCAGUUUCUUCCUCUGGUACAGACCUGUUUAUAACGCGUAUAUGAAGGACACCUCGCUCUACUACUACUUCUUUUUUGUGUUCAACGGUUUCCAUAUUCUCUAUACUUUUUACAUGGCCAUCGGUAUUCCUUCUACUGGAGGUGCAGGACUUAUCUUGCUAGUAACUCUCUUCUCUGAUCACUUUAUAACAUCUGCCAUAUUUACACUUCUGGCUACCAUCUGCUGGAUUGUUAUGGGAUUCAUGGCACUGUUCCUGUACAAGAAGACCUAUGACCAUUACAAGGCUGCUGGCCACACAUUCCAGGAAGCCAAACAAGAA